Molecule: messenger RNA, 29080 nt
Organism: Anas platyrhynchos (mallard)
Lineage: Eukaryota; Metazoa; Chordata; Aves; Anseriformes; Anatidae
Source: RefSeq, a predicted model, not a curated record
UGCAGCGCGUGUGGUGUACACACACCGCCCCGAGCAGGAAAAUGGACCCCUUAGGGAGGCAGGCAGGCGGUAGCCGCGCACGCUGCGCGCUCCCGGGGAGGCAGCGGCUAUGAGGAGGCGAGCGGAGGACGGGGGAACAAGCAGCAUAAAAAAGAAGUGUUGAGAGCUGCUCUUAACCCUUUUGGAGUCCGAAGUCAAAAGGGAACUAGGGGGCUUGAUACAUCCCUUGCAUCCUGCAUUUACUCUGACCACAGUCCCUCCCUGUUCUCACAAGUGGAGCUCUGCCCUGCUUCCCUUCCUGUUGAUUCCCAGUCAGCUACAUGACUGCCUGAAGUUACAUUGUAGAUGCUGAAAUCACUGCACCUUAAAAACAAAAAGAUUAAACUGCACUGCAUUCUUACAAAUUGCCUUCAUGGUCCUGGUCCUUUGGUUCCACACAAUCAUCGACUGAGCUGAAGGAGAUCUCCCUAUAGCUACUGCUGGAGAAAGGACACUGCAAGGGACGAAGUGACUCUGCUAUCACACAGCUCAAACUGCUUCAAAGGUCUGCCCAGUGUGCAGUGGUUGGCAGUUUUCCUCAACUUUGCAAGAGAGACAGAGAGAUUUGGUUGGAAUGAAACCUUGCUCUCCGAACAGUCUGCUUGAGAUGCAGCAUUGAAAGAUCACUCACAAUCAGUUUGUGGCCUUCCUCCGAAGGAACCUCUCCUGUCUCUUCUGCACAAAUGCAAUUAGGAAACCUGUGAUUUCUCCUGAGCCUUGCCAGUCUGACAGCUUGGGAGAAGGAAGUGAGGAGAAUGCAGGGAGUCACUGGGCUAACAAUGAUCGGCAGUCACACUCAAAACGUCUCUCCAAUCAAGGAGGGCGUAGCGGGCACCGAGGUCUCCCUUCACUCUACAAACUGCAGCAUCUCGGCACUUGCAGGCACCGUGCUUGUUGUCAAUCAAUCAGUGACAGCCAGCACUGCCUCCACAAGCACUUAAUUCCCCCUCCUGCCUUUUCUGGAGUGGUAUGAACUGAAGAGGAUAGGAAAUCAGAGUUAACGAAAGACACAGCCUCUCUCUGUUCCCUGCCCCAAUGAACGUCUGCACUAGGUCCAAGGCUUGGAGUAAUUUACCUGAAGAGUGAUACCAUUUGGAAACCACUGAAGAAACCCAAGACAGCUGAAAACCAGAAGGCGUCUGAGGAGAAUGAGAUUACUCAGACGGGUGCAUGCAGCGCCAAGCCGGGCCUUCCCUGCCUGAACCUUGAAGCUGUUCCGUCUCUGAGCCCGGCCCUCAUCCACGCACCACAUUCACCAACAAACCUGCACGCACACACAGGGUCAUCUGAUUGUAACAUCAGUUGCAAGGGGAUGACAGAGCGCAUUCAUAGCAUCAACCUUCACAACUUCAGCAAUUCUGUGCUCGAGACCCUCAACGAGCAGCGCAACCGUGGCCACUUCUGUGACGUGACGGUCCGCAUCCACGGGAGCAUGCUACGCGCCCACCGCUGCGUGCUGGCGGCUGGCAGCCCCUUCUUCCAGGACAAGCUGCUGCUGGGCUACAGCGACAUCGAGAUCCCCUCGGUGGUGUCAGUCCAGUCCGUGCAAAAGCUCAUUGACUUCAUGUACAGUGGGGUGCUGCGGGUCUCGCAAUCAGAGGCCCUCCAAAUCCUCACAGCUGCCAGCAUCCUGCAGAUCAAGACUGUGAUUGAUGAGUGCACAAGGAUUGUCUCGCAAAAUGUGGGAGAGGUCUACCCGGUGAUUCAGGAUUCUGGCCAGGAGACACCCAGGGGAACACCCGAAUCAGGCACUUCGGGGCAGAGCACCGACACAGAGUCCGGCUACCUGCAGAGCCACUCGCAGCACAGUGUGGACAGGAUCUACUCGGCCCUCUAUGCCUGUUCCAUGCAAAAUGGCAGUGGGGAGCGCUCCUUUUACAGUGGGGCUGUGGUCAGCCACCACGAAACAGCCCUGGGGCUCCCCAGGGACCAUCACAUGGAAGACCCCAGCUGGAUUACCCGGAUCCACGAACGGUCGCAACAGAUGGAGCGGUACCUCUCCACCACUCCAGAGACCACACACUGCCGCAAGCAACCACGCCCUGUCCGAAUUCAAACCCUGAUGGGCAACAUCCAUAUUAAGCAGGAGAUGGAGGAUGACUAUGACUACUACGGCCAACAGAGGGUGCAGAUCCUUGAGCGCAACGAGUCUGAGGAAUGCACUGAGGACACUGACCAAGCAGAAGGCACUGAGAGUGAGCCCAAAGGGGAGAGUUUUGACUCGGGAGUCAGUUCCUCCAUUGGCACUGAGCCCGAUUCCGUGGAGCAGCAGUUUAUGGCUGGUCUGGGCCGGGAUGGGCAGCAAGAACCUUCUCAAGCAGAUCAAAACGACGUCCCUGCUGACGGCGCUCAGCCUCAGCAGCAGCAGCAGCAAGUAGAUGCCAACUCUUCCUCACCAGAGAGAAGCAAUGACGUUGAAAUGGACAGCAAAGUGCUCACAGUCAAUAACAGCACCGAAAAGGGGGCUUUGCAGCCUUCUGUCAACACAACUGUUGCCCAACCAUUGCCAACCACACAGAUCUACUUACGCCAGACAGAAACCCUCACCAGCAAUCUGAGGAUGCCACUGACUCUGACCAGCAACACUCAGGUCAUUGGCACAGCUGGCAACACCUACCUGCCUGCCCUUUUCACCACACAGUCUGCUGGCAGCGGCCCUAAGCCUUUUCUCUUCAGCCUGCCCCAGCCCAUAGCUGGCCAACAGACACAGUUUGUGACAGUGUCCCAGCCUGGCCUGUCAACCUUUACUGCUCAGCUGCCAGCCCCUCAGCCCUUGGCCCCAUCUGCGGGCCACAGCACAGCUGGUGGGCAAGGCGAAAAAAAGCCUUACGAGUGCACUCUCUGUAACAAGACUUUCACCGCCAAACAGAACUACGUCAAGCACAUGUUUGUACACACAGGUGAGAAACCCCACCAAUGCAGCAUCUGUUGGCGCUCCUUCUCUUUAAAGGAUUACUUAAUCAAACACAUGGUGACGCACACUGGCGUGAGGGCGUACCAGUGCAGUAUCUGCAACAAGCGCUUCACCCAGAAGAGCUCCCUUAACGUGCACAUGCGCCUCCACCGUGGGGAGAAGUCCUACGAGUGCUACAUCUGCAAGAAGAAGUUCUCCCACAAGACCCUGCUGGAGAGGCAUGUGGCUCUGCACAGUGCCACCAACGGCACGCCUGGAGCCACCGGCACCGGCGCCAGGGCCGUCCCCGCUGGGGUGGUGGCCUGCACGGAGGGGACCACGUACGUCUGCUCUGUCUGUCCAGCUAAGUUUGACCAAAUCGAGCAUUUCAACGACCACAUGAGGAUGCAUGUGUCAGACGGAUAAGUAGAAUCUCUCUCUCUCUUUGUUAUGAACAAAAAAAAAAUAGAAACAACAAAAAAAGCUAUGGCACUAGAAUUUAAGAAAUGAUUUUUGUUUCAUUUUUACCUUUAUUUUCCUCCUUUUUUUUUGGGUUCGUUUCGUUUUGUUGUUUUUGUACUACAUGAAGAACUGUUUUUUGCCUGCUGGUACAUUACAUUUCCGGAGGCUGGGUGAAUAAUAAUUUUCCCAACCUCCCUCGGAUGGUGGCCUUAAGGCCAGGUAGUGCUUCAUGAGCUCCACUGGUUGGAUCUCUAGCUACUGGCCUCUAAAUACAACCCUUCUUUACUACAAAAACAAAAACAAAAAAACACAAAAAAAAACACAAACAAAAAAAAAAAAACAUAAAAAAUCAAAAAACAGACAGAAAAAAUAAAAACAAAAAAAAAACAAUUUCUUUUUUCUCACUUGUGAAGAGCACUACAAAAGAAAAAGAAAAGAAACAAAACAAAAUAUAUUACAAAAUCUACAAGGCCUACUGUCGUUAUAAGUACACCGCUCGCAGUGUUUCAAUGGACAUAAUUCACAAUGCUGACCGCUUUUGGACUUCACAGUAUCCAGUUAGAACUGUGGAAUAUUUUGCUUCUGGUUGAGCAGCAACCAGAGGAAACAAGGCCCUGCUGGUUUCCACCACGUGUCUGCUUUCUCACACACACAUGCAUCCACAAACACACGAAAGGGCUGAGGGGAGUGCAAGGCAGUGUGGCUUGGAUAGUGUGGAGUCCCUGCAGGAUGAGGAAAAAAGAAUCAGAGGUUCCUCACCUGGAUUCUGCUCCAUCCCACGCUCUCUGGCUCACCCUCCCCGCUGCUUUUCCCAUACCACCACCACCUUACAGCAGAAACCAAGAAGAUUCAGACAACGAGCAACGGUGGCUUUUUGUAAUUUAUUCAGUGUCUUCGCUGAGCCCAGGGCCUCAGCACAAUCAAGAGGGACUUUCACAGAAGGCAAAGAGAAACACAGAGGAAAAUCAAAGAUAUCAGAGGUUGCAACCUAUGGAUCUAGGUACAAGAGAAGGGUUAGUUCCCACAAUCUUUGCAAAAAAAAAAAAAAAAAGCAUCAGGAUUUAUUCUUGUGGAAGAAAGAGGAAUAGAGGGCGGGUGGGGAGGGGAAUAAUUAAAAAAAGAGUUCUUGGGACUUUUUUAAUUCAAAAUUUUAUAGAGGGGCAAAAGUGACGUUUACCAGAUAGAAUGCUGAUUUUUUUAAUAUAUUUACAACAGUAUUUGUGUAAAAAAAGAAACAAAAAAAGUGAGAUUGUUAAAAGUAAUUUUUCUUUGUUUUCUUUUUUGUUUUGCGUACACUGCCACUAAUAUCUUCUCUUUUAUUAUAUAUAUGAAUAUAUAUAUAAAUAUAUAUUUUAUUUUAAAUUGAGACUGUUAAGGUUAGCUAACCUGCUUCCAGAUAGAGGGGGGGAGGGGAGAUGAUCUUGAUUUUUAUUUUAAAAAAAGAGGAAGGAUGUUUCUUAAUUUUCUUUUCAAGUAUUAUUUUUUUCACUCUCUCUCUCUUUUCUAAUGGAAUCAAGAAUUACCUGGGUCGAUGAGGGGCUCUGUGAAGUCAUCUGUGGGAUUAUCUACUAGAGUUUGUGCAUCCUGCAGUAUGGGUUGAACUGCUACUUUGUUUUUUGAGUUACGUGGUUCUCUUUUGGCUCUUACCAAGGUUCUGUUGUUUCUGGUUUUGGUUCCAUCUCAGAAUUUAUUUCUGCCGAAGGGAGGUUCCUUUUGAGAAAGAUAGCUUCUUGCAACGUUCCCUUGUUUUUGAGGCUGAUAGAGUUUGUAGUCUUUUUCUUUUCUUUCUUCGUUUUUGAAAAUGUAAUGAAAGUCUUGGAAGUGUGUAAUAACUAGGAUUUCCCUUCUUUUUGGUCACUGGACAAGAAGUAAUCUGCUGUAUUGUUCUCUCAUCCCUGCCUUGCUCGCUAGAGAGCUUCCAUAUUUGUGUGGGAAUCUGAUCCUGCCCCCGGUAAUUUGUGCUGAUGCCAAAAUAACUUAAAAGGUUACCAUUGCAAAUAAUCUUCCCUUCUUCAUUUGCAAAAACGUCUAACUGAAGGGCCACAUCCCGCAUUCUCUGCAUAUGCAAAGCUAUGCAAGGAAUGUAGGAUCAGUGUGACAGAUUGAUUCCUGAUCUGCAUAUACAUGUUGGUGUUCUGUAUUUUGUUUUAUUGUGUUUGGGCUGGUGUUCUCCCUAGUUGUCUUCUGUGUAUCUGUGUGAGAAUUUUUCCCCCAAAGCCAACUCCCAAAGUACAUGGGUCCUUAGUUCAGUUGGAUCAGUGUCUGACACUGUCUUUGUCUUGCUUGAAAUCCAUAGCUAGGAUUUGCACCAGCUGCACUCUGGACUUUAUUUUUUAGGCAGAGAAGAAGCACCUAACAAAAAUAUGCAAAAAGAAAAAAAAAAAGAAAAAAAAAAAAAGAGGCUAGUUUAGCUUUUACUCGUGUCUAUAUUUAAAUUAAGCUUUCUUAAGUUUACAGAACUUUGCUUGUGAACACUGAGCAUUUCACAUGAGACAUUCUUUGAUGCUGGACAACCUUCUAAAUAUUGACUCGAUAGGUCUGCACAUAAAACGUUGUGUGUUCUUUCCACCUGCAGCUUCUGUAUCGGAUGUCUGUGAUUCAGCACAGGUAACCUCGUUGCUACCUUCUAGGCCCGUUCCAUUGCUGAUUUACUAUGGGCAAAAAAAAUCCCAACAGAUACUUCACUCUCAGAAUCUUUCUGUAACCUGCAAGGUAUUGUUCAGCAGAUCCUAAAUGUCCAAGGCCCGAUUCUCACUUGCACUAGAACACGUAAAGAGACUUUGAGGCAAGUGCCAGAAUGAAUGAGCCUUUUGUGUGGUCAUGUCUUUUUUUGUCACCAGUUUCUUCAGGUAGUUCAAGGAUUUUCACAAAGAAUCUACAUUAGUUUGGCUGGGCUACAGGAGGAGCACAAGCUAGUUAAAAAAUAUUGUUUUUAUAACUGCACUGGUAAAAUAAAUGCUGACAUGUGAACCAAGAAGUGAAAAGACUAAGCCUAAGACACAGAGAGGGAGAACUGGUAUCUGCUGUGCGAAGAAACACUAAAUCUGUACAGAAAAUACAGGGAUGGGGAGGAGAGUGGGGAAUGUGAAGCUAUACAAAAGGAUUGGAAGAUGCUUCUCUGGGGAAAAGGAGUUUUUUUCUGAGAUCUUUAGUGUUGAAAAGUUUGGUGUUCUCCCAUAUGAGGAAUUAAUGAAUUUCACCCAGCUUAAAAAUUUGUAGCUGUUCAUUUGCCAUCUGAGGUCUGGGGAAAAGCUGUUUAAUUUGUCAUUGUUAAAUUUGGUCAACCACGGUCAAAAUGUAGCAUAUUCUGGAAUAUGGUUCUGAUACCAGAAGAGAUUUCAGUACACAGGAAAUAAGAAUCAGGGUUUACAUCCACCAAAAUCCAAAUACUAGUGUUUAAGUGAAUUAAAAAUCAGUUUUGAAUGAAUGAAAGGUGCCAAUUAAAAAGUAAACUCCUUAAAGUAAAGCUAAGGCAUAUAAAUUGUGUUCUAAAUCUCUUGGACAGUUUGGGUCAAGGUCUUCACAAAUACCUGCCUGAAAUACAACCUGAUUUUAUCAAACUUCCAGGCUCAAAAAUUAGCGACUAGAUUUUGUAAAACAUGGAGCAACUUGCAGCAUGCUUGUAAAUGUAGCUGAAAGUGCUCAUCUGAUCACUUCCAUAUUUAAGUGCCCUUCUAUGAACUUAGGAGCUCACACAUAGUCCCCUUUAUCUUUUAAAAUAUUAAAUUCUCUUUAAUAAGGCUUCCUCCUGUCUGUAGAAAUAUAUAUUUCCUAUGUGGAAACACCUACAGUAGCUGAAUGUUACAGGUAUUUUCAAGCUUCAUGCAUUGCUACUAUAUUCCUUACUAGAAAGAAUACCUGUAGGACACUGGUAGUCCCAAUGAUCUACAAACUGCUGUCGACAGUGUUUGAGUGCAUCCAUCUCAGUAUGCUUGAAAGGUUUCCUUCAAAAUACCAGGUAAAAUGAGGUAGAUGAGAAAGAGUUGACAGUACCACACAUCCCUGUGCUGGAGCAUGCAAUAUCCUGCAUUCCUUGAGCCCGAUUCUCCCUUUCCCUAAAGCUCUCUUUAUAUUGCUUUGGCAAUGGAAAAGGGCAUUAAGUGGGGCACAGAUUCAAGCAUACAAAUCAAAGCCUCUCUACAAGGCAAAAGUGCAAUUAGGAAGCCUUAGGUUAAAUGAGAGGUAAGUGCCUUCUCCUACUGCUGCUGAGGCUGGUGAAGUCAAUUGAAAAUGUAGGAAUGGCCAGAGCAGACCCGCCCUGUGGUCCACCUCACCCAGUGUUCGGUCUCUGACUCUGUGGCAAGGUACAGAUGAUUGGGAGGAAGAUUAAAGACCCGUGUUGGAUAAUUACAAAGUAGUAAGCCUAAGAGAGAAGAUUUAUUAUAAUCCCUAUGAGAUAUGUAUCUGCUUAUAACCUGAAGACAUAAUAAUUGAUGGCCUUAACUUUUUAUCCCAUAUAAAAAUUAUAUAUUGUGGCAGAUAAUUCUCAUUAUCCUACAGAGAUCUAGCUUAUUAAUUGCUAGGUGGCCCCAAUGCUAUCCUAUGGAAGUGAGUUCCUCAAUUUAAUUACAGCCUUGUAGAAAUGAUUCAUUUUCUGGUUAAAUUUGUUGCUGUUCAUUGAAGCACCCUUGUUCUUGUAUUACAUGGAAGUAUAAAUCAGAGGACCAAAAUUUGUCUUCUCUUGUCCAUUCCCCUGCAGUCUGCCUCUCUUUGGGAAAUGUGAAUCCACAAGGAAUGCAGGACCACAAGGUCAGUGUCUGCUGGUCAGGAAGGAGAGAACGGCAAGCAAGUGUGUCUGUGUGUGUGUGUGUCGUGUGUAUGUGCUCGAAUGAGGUUCUCCUACAAGAUAUUUUCCAGAGGCACAGAAAGUACAACUUGUACAUAAUGAGAAAGUAGCAGGAGAGUACACUAGUCUUCAGAAACUAUUAUAUGAGCAUUUUGAGCCGGUCACUCCUCUCAUAAAACACGUAGUAUUAGUCUCUUGUAAGGGAAAUAGAGCUGUUCCGUAGGAGCUGCUCUGGGGACACUUUCUCAACAACUGUCUUGCUCCCACUAGGCCCAUGUCUGGCCCAUGCUGUCAGAUACUUUCAAAAUCAGCCCAAAUUCACAGUAAGGUAACAGGGAAAAGUAUAAUUUAAUUCACUCUCUAAGAGAAUAAGAUUUCCCUUUGCUCUAAGAUCAGAGGCCAAGUGAUACCCAUUUUUCUUCUUCUGAUUUCUUUUUCAUCCAAAGAAGAGUUGAGAUAACCCACAUACCAUCAGCCUCCUCAACUCUUACUCACCCCAAACUGACUGAUUUCAGCGAGACUUGAGCUACUCGAUUAAUUCUGCAUCAUUAACAUGGUGGAGGAACAAAUCUAGUGUUAUACUAGUGUGUCUUGGCUUUCUUAGUAAAGAAAACAAAUCCCAUAGGGAUCAUCCGUCUUCCAAAACAUACUCUUUGCAGGAGCAUUGAAUCCAGUCCAAAACCAGAAGCACCCAAACCAUUUCAGACAUAACCAGACCUCCAGUAUGCUUAUGACUGUGACCUUUUAGACAGUUUUAUGUGAAGCUAAUCUUACAGCUCUCACUGCUCAAGAUGACUUGCUACUCAAAAAGAAGUAUAAUAUCAAUUUCGUACCUGGUGACUGUUCUGUCAAGGAAAACUAGACCUUGGUAAUCCAGCCCUUUCAACUCAGUAUCCAGCUCCUCUGAGCUAUCAAAAUAAACCUGACAGAAAUGAAUCAGCAGGUAGCCUAACUGAAACAGCGUCUCGUCUGCCUAAAGCUAAAUAGCUACUUUUCACAUUCCCAGAUUUGUUGGUGCACUGGCUGUGAAAAUUCCUGAAGGAGGUGUAACGUGAUGAGAACUCAGCUCUGAGAGGUUUUGAGCCUCCUCAGAUCCCAAGAGGCUUGUCAAUCUGUAGGAUUUAGCCCCUAAGUGAUCAUAACUCUGCUGCAAAAAGACUUAGGAGAGAAUCUACAACUAAUAUGUUAAAUCUGGAGUCCAGAGUUUAUAAAUGGAAGAAAAACCCUUCCCAGUAUUUGAGUGUCCCCCGGACAAAAAAAAACAAAAUCAGGUGGGAAGGCCUUGCAGAGGGUAGAGACCAAAUGUCUAUGACAUGUCCUUAUAAUAAGACAGUUAAGUAUCAUAAGGUGGCCUGAUGCUCAAUUUGUGUCCAUCAGUGGCUUGCUCUGGCCAUGCAAAGUCAGUUAUACUGCAGUUAACCUUCUUGUUUGUCCUGCCAGAAGUAGUACGUAAGGUCUCAGUUAACUUCCUUUAGAGUGAUCCGGUUCAUCUCAGCAGGAGCAAAUGAGUCCCCGUAUUUAGACAGAUGGCCAAGGUGGGAAAUUUGGAGAAAAAAUAAGAUGAAAUGGUUUGAAGAAUAUGCAUAUACUCUAGUUCAGACAAAGCAAAAAGUUGUGUUAUGUUUUCCUUAGUGCAGAACAGACAAAUAGGAUCCACAAGUGUGACACUGACAGAGAAAUGAUUUAUCUCAAAACAGAAAUGCUUUGCUCUCAUAGACCUAUUGUAAAAUGCAAAGGAGAAUCUGUUUCAUUUUUCUGAGAAAAAAAAUGUAAAUAAGAAAAAAGAUGUGUUAAGUAAUAGUAUAUAUCCACCUAAUUAUUCCCAAUGCUGGUAACUAAUCGACUAGAUCAGUGCCUCUAGGAACAGAGAAAAUGUUACGCAUUCAAUGUUUCUGUUUCUGAUCCUCCUUCAGUACAGAUCAGGAGUAACUUAGAUGAAAACAGUGGAGUUACACAAGUUACACAAGUGCAAAAUUUGUGGUGAAUGAAAGAAUUAUUCCCCUGUAUGUCUGUGAAUACCUGGACAUGCAGCCACUCUGAGUUAAAGUUUAUCAUUACUACGAUACUGUUCAAUAAUUUUGGUUUAAAAUUUAUAUUUUCAGUGGGGAAAAAAAUACAAUGUUAAAUAUAGACAGAUUUUUUCCAUGAUUUAUUUAGGAAUGGUGCAUGUUUCUUUUUGCACUUAAGCCUCAGAAGCACUACUUGAUCCCCAGACAUUACAAGAGUCCAGGUGUAGGAGAAGCAGAGUUGACUCAUCUACUGUAAAUAAGGUAAAAGAGUAAAGUGGACCUGUAAUAUGCUUUAAGUCACUUGUGUUGCAAGUGUUGCAAUUGGUAAUUCCAAUGAAGAUUUUCCUAGGUUUGUUAUAAAAUACAGGGAAUCAAAUAAUCCUAACCAAAAUUCUAAAAAAGUCACAUCAGGAGAAGAAUUAGUCAUGUUUUUUUAAAUGCCUGUUUCCCCUAGAAUUAUCUAUAAAAACUUCUAAAAUAAUAACAAGAGACUGACUCAAGACACACAGAACUCUGCUAGUGUUACAUGAAUCUUCUGAUAGUAUCUCAUGGUCACAGUUUCCGCUGCCUGAAUUAAGUCUACUUUACUAACAGAUUUCCUUUCCCUGCAGUCAGUGAACUGAGAUUUUGUGCACAAGCACAAAUGCCCAAGGAAAAAUCUUAAUGUUUCCCCCAGGAAUAUUUAGCAUAACAAACGCUUGCCUGUCAGUCGCUCUUGUGACCUCUACAGCAAGUAAGUUGAAAUAGGGAGAGAAAAAAAAAUAAAAGAAAUAAAAAAAAAUAAAAAAAAAGGAGUGUAACUGAGGUAAGCAGGCCAGGAAGGUCUUCCAAACACUCUGUUAACUUGGACUUUAACCCCUCCAAUUUACACAUUUGUCCCUAACUAUUUUUUAAAAGGCAAAAAGCAGUGAAAUACAUCUUUUGGAAAUGAAUACACUUCAGCCUCAGAUACAAUUGCUGCCUUAAAACACAUGCAUCUGAGCAGUAUGGAGUGUACUUAUGUUUUGUAUCUGUAGCAAAGUUUCAUCUAAAACAUUCCCUUCGUUCAAAAUGCCUUAUAUUGUGUUUUCCUGUUUGAGAGGGUAGGGGAGGAGUAAAGAAAUGUUAGUGACACAUUGGGGUCUCCUUCCAUUGCUUCUCAGCUGUUUCUUACCUUCUGUUACAGCUGCAGGUUUGGUCCUCUUCCAAAGUGAUCUCCUUUAUAUUGGGUUGGUUGGCAUUAGCUCCCUGUAUAAUACUGAAGGAUAAAUCCUGUUUCUAAACCAAAUUAAUAUUAUGAGGGUAAGGCUGUGUGAUUUGACUACUGACUCCAGCCUCACCCAUGCCAGUGAAAUGAAUUCACAUGAGAGAAACCCAAUGAAAAGCUGUUUUCCAUUGACAAAUCCCGUUCUUAAUUUCUAUCAGUACAAUCUGUAGUGACACUUUUCGGAUUGUGUGCACAUCACUGGAAAUCAAUGUAGGCACUUUGGUCGUUUUCCUAUGAUUUACUUGAAGAAAACUAAAGAAGCACCAAUAUAUCCUAUCAUUUGUGAGAACUGUCCAUUGCAGCCCAUAGGUGUAUUCAUGUUUCCACUCUACAUUGCAGACUUAAGUCCUCCUUGUGAAGUUUCACAUCCAGUCAUGCAACUACACUCCAAGCAUCUCUAGUAAAUAAUCUGUCAGGUUGGGCUCAGGUACAGCGGUAGCCCAUAUGCUUUCAUAAGGCCCCCACUGGGACUCACCAUGCUGGAAAAACUGGUACCAAGGUAGCGAUGCAUUUACUGCUUUAGGUGUUUUCCUGGCAGAACUGCACACCUCGUGCAUUUGACUUGGUGAUUUUUGCCACGUUCAGCAGACACUCAUCACUUGAGGAAAGUGCAGAGCUUGGUUAGAUACUUGCUGUUAUACACAGCUGUCCGAUUCUGCAAUGUCCUGUUCCUACAAAACAGACAGGUAUGUUUCUGAGGUCUGUACAUAUAACUAGGCACCUAUUUCAUUUCACUCCUUUUUGCUACCUGGAUAUUACCACGUUCUUUUUUGGCACUUAUAAAGGCCCUUAAAAAUACCCCCAAUAUAUUGUGUUUGACUAGAGAGGAGCAUCACAUUCAGGAAGGAGAACUACAGUCACAAAAGUGCCCUGAAAUACAUCACAGCUUUUCUCUUCUCACUCACCCAUGAAGUCUUUUUUUCGGUUCUCAUUUGUCGCACAGUCUGAUGGUAUCUAUGGGAUCUUCAAACGAAAAUAAAUUAUAUGGCCUCUGUGUGUGUGUGUGUGCAUGCCAACAGAUGUGAGUACGCAUGUGUGUGUGUGCGUGUGUAGGUAGCUAGCUAGCUAGCUCUGGCUUUACAGAUUCCUAAUUGGGUAUGGAUCAGGGAAGGGUUUAAAUAAAACAAGGGUUACAACAUGAACUGUGGAGCAUUGGCACGAACCAGUAGCAAAUUACUUUAGCAGUAUGUGUGUACACACACCAAACACACCUGGUUGGCCAAAUGCCCUUAACUGAACGUUUGCCCAAACAAAGCAUUUGCCCUCAUUGAAAACUUGACUCCCAGACCUGGUCCAGUGUGUUUUUAUGAGUGCCUCUCAGAGCACUGCAGGGUCUUGCAGCCACAACAUACGUAAAACAGUGCUGCUCAGCAGGCUUCACCAGCAGAAGGGACAGCCAGGGGACUGGCAGCUUUCGAGCUAUACUCGAGUUCAGUCACUCAUUUCCACUGAAUUUCAUCAUGUUCAUCUGACAGGGGAAUCAAAUGCAAACAAUGUAAUCCCACUUGCCUCUUUGCUCCCCUCAAAAAGGACAGUAAAAAAUUACCAAGUCAUUAAACAGUUAGCAACGCAGUGUAUUGAUACGUACAGGCUCUAAAAUAAUCUCUUGUAUCCAGAGCCCCAUCAAACAGCUCUUUCCCCACCUCAUGUACUCUGCAAUAUGUUGGCUAUGAAUAUCUUUACAAGUAGUAAAAACAAUGUAGGCAGAAUGUGCAGUCGCUAACAAUUAACUUUCUCUCCCGUGGUCUUUGCCAAAAUCCUUUCAGGAACAUCUUUAGUGUGUCUAGAAGACUGGUAGGUUGUCAGGAGAAGAAGGCAUUGGUUGGUGAGAGCAUUCAGCAUGUAAUCCACGAGAACUGAGGGAUUUCUGGAACUCAUUUUGCUCUCAUUUCGUUAGCGGGAUGAAUCAGUAUGUUUAGCUACAGCUGCCUAUUUUGGUAUCGUGUUGGCCCUGAAGUAGCUUUUUAUUCUUUUCACUCUGGAGUUCUUUUGUCCUCGUCACAGAAAGGGUAAUUGAUGAUUUUAUUUUAUUUUUUUCCUUUCAUUUUCUCUCAUACAAAGUUGAGUAAAUGUUAUUCCUCUUCUUAUAUUGGUGGCAUUUCCCUUCCCCUUUUGAGUAAGACGAUAAAUGCAACAAUUUUGGCUGGUUGAUUUUGGGGUGAGGUUUUUAUUUUGGUUUGGGGUUUUUCUUUGGUUUAAUGUACAUUGUCUCUCUAUAGUCAAAAUGUCUGUGACUGUAACAGUACGUAUUUCUUUUACUGGAGAAAAUAGACUUUUUGGUUUUUGUUAACAGUACUAGUGACUUUGUGGAAAAUGACAAGUUGCUAUUUAGAUCUGCUUAGUUAAGUACAGUACACUACAAUACAGUAUUUCUGAAAGCUAGAACAUACAGUACACAAUAUAUAUAGCAAUUCUAUAUCAAUAUAUAUACAUAGUAUAAUCAUUUAACUUUUGCAUCUGCCUAUGAUCAUAGAGGAAUUAUUUUUCACAUGUAUCAUUCACAACCCAAUCAACUGCUGCAGCUAUUUGAAGCAUUUAACAAUCAUUAUUACAGCUCUAGUGUGCUUUUUCAUAUUAUUGGCUUCUUUAUUGUCUUUACACGUAUUUUUUCAGGCUUUUUUACAAUUUCUAUGUAGCGAGAUGUAGGAAAGUAAUUUUUUUUUAAGAAAAGGUAAAACAGUAUUAGGCUCUACAAAAAAUUAGAUAUUGUUCCCUGCUAUCCCUUUCAUAUCAGAAGAACAAUAAGUCAAAACAAUUAAGAUUAUCUAUUAGCUCUCCUCAAAGAUGUCCUGUUGUUUCAUUUGUAAAAGUGUAUGUCAGACUUUCCUCUUCCAUUACUACUAGCCUUGGAGAAAGAUGCCGCAAGAGAUCUUUCACUCUUUCCAAGAUCUGUUUCUUCAAAGUCUUAAGAUUUCCUAAAAUUCUUCCCUGCACUUAGAAGAAUAUAUAUUAUUCUUUUUUACAGUUAUUCUGAAUGUGGCCAGUGGAUUUUGACAAGAAUUGGAUACAAAAUACCUCUAUCCACCACUAUUAAUAUCACACUUAGAUCUUUCCUUAUCCACUUGAUCCUCCUUUUUUCAAAUGACAACACACUUCCAUAAGUCAGAGUUUCAGUUCAAAAGUUUUCCAAGAUGAGUGUUGCCUUUAUCAUCUUCCAGUCAGUUCUGAACUUUGAGUCAGACCCAUUAGGAUUUCAUUAUCAACACGGAGCUACUGAAAAAAACUGUCACUAGGGAUAUGUCAACAUCUAGAUCCAAAGAGCCCGGAGGAAGCUGAUGGAUGCCCAGACCUUGUGGCAACCUUGGGGUGUUCUUUCUGAAAUCUCAUCUUGUAACAGAUUGCCCGUGCAGUGAGUCCACAUCAAAACUUUGUACAAGUAUGGUUGCUUUUCUGAUUCAGGUACAUCUCAGCUGACCUUCAUUCCUUUGGUCAAUAACAUAUCACUCCUAACUGACAACGUGCAAGAUCAAGUGGAUGAGGGUUGUGGAGGAGGUAUUCAUUGUAUCUCAUUUCUUCUAACUGUAAAGACUGGAAGAAAUAAGAGAUGGUCACAUCAAUUACAAACAUUGAGAAUGAGAAAAUCCGUAUCACUGAAAAUCAGUAAACUUAAAAGUGAUUUUGGAGUGGGAAGAGAGGGAAAGAGUUAACUAUUCCACCUCUUGGGAUAAUAAGAUGAGAACUUCAAGCAUAGGAAUCAUCAAGUGCUGGCAUUUCUUACAGACUCCUACCAUCUGCCAUUUGCACUUAUGUGGAGGCCACUACCACAUCCUUUUUUCUUUCUACUUGCAGUUUAAAAGUCACGGUCUUCCAGCAGUGAUUUCUAAGUCUGGCUUGUCUUUAUUCUCUGUAUAUCCAUUUCUGAGGGAAGGAAGAGACUACUACUUUGCCCUAUUACAUAAAGGAUGAUGUUUGACCCUUUAAGCCAAAAAGGUGCCAUUUCCCAAAUUAAUUCCAGUUAGCUGCUGCAACAGAGUGCUGAUUCAGUGGUCCACGAUUUCUGACCAUGGUCUUUGCCUUUUCCUUUGAGUGCUAAAUCAUACAUAUUUUAGUAGAGAGUGUUCUCACAUCACUGAGAAUGCCUGCUCAUUUAAGUGGCUGCAUACCCAUUCCACGCUUCCCCUGCUAAUCCUUUGUAAGGUUCAGUAAUUCAUUUAGGAUAAUUACUAGUUAAUAUGUUUCUUGAUUUAACUUCCUUGUUGCCUUUUAUUUUUCCUAAUGCUUUUUUUAAGCACCUCAGUUCAUUUUGCAUCUUAUACAGUUUACAGUUUAUAUUUUUAGGCUAAGAAGUGGUUUUACAAACAGGAUGGUACCAAACAGGUAGAUUAUCCACACUAGAGAUUGUACUUUUAGAAUGCAGUGUGUACACAUACAAUUGCCUAAGGGAAAGUGAAACUAACAAAAUAAUCGGCUGGUGAACACUAUUUUAACAUAUCUUUAACAUAAAGGACAGUCAGUCAUUUGUGAAUCCAGAAAUCUUGCUUUUUUGAACAUGUAUCCUUUCUUUUUCAUUCUCUGAAGAAACACUAGUCUUGAGAAUUGUGUUUUCUAAGAAACUGAUUUCAUAUGUGCAUAUCUUCUGCUUUUCUGAUGAGACAGAAAACAGAAAGUGAUACUGGCUUUGCAGUUUUAUACAAUCUUGCAUUGGAGACUUUCCUUGAAUGAUAUAAACAUCAAGGGAAGCCCCUGUCCAAGUAUUAGCUUUAUUCUAGUAUAUGGUUUUCAUUAUUUCUUUUGUUUUCCAUCUCCUCGUUGACCGAGCAGACCUUCUGGGCUAAUGCAAGCCAUGGUCUCAUGUUUCUGUAGCUGACAGCAUUUGUAUUCAGCUCCCUUUUGCACUUCUUUUCUGUUUUGUACAGCUUUUGAGGAACACAACAUUUUGAAGUAGGUAACACUGUCACCACGAGAGGGAGAACCUUGUACUAAGAGAACGUUGCUCUGUGCUACUGUGCAGGGACAGAAAGGGAUUUUAAAGCUCUUCACUGCAAGGUUGAACAAGAGGAGAGUCCCCCCACCUCGGGGGUGCUUGCACCAAAGACUGGGGGGCUCCCAGGAAAGAGGAGUGUUUGAACUCCAUACAAGAGACUUGCUCAUCACCCACACCACUUAGAGGAAAAGACUGAAUCUUCAGCAUCUGCUGCUGCUCUUUCUUUUUCAUGUAUGACUAUCUUUAGUUUUUAAAAAGGUAUAGUUCCUAUUUAUUGAGGGAAGAGAUGUCACUCUUUCAGUUAUUGGAGUCAGAACUAAACUUGUUUGCAAGCAUCUUCAACAAGUUUCAUUGUCUUUUGGGGUGCCCUGUUUCCUUUGUCCUAAUGACAGGAUGUAGGUCAGACUGCUGUGAAAUUCUUAUGAAUCUUUUAAAUCUUUGAUAUAUUCCCAGUUCCACAUACGCUGAGCAUUCAGUCCCCUGGAUCUUUGCUCCAAAGUUCAGAUUCAAAGAAAUUCUUACAAGGAAAUGAGGCAGAAAAUUGGUGGUUUCCCCUAAGUUCCACCCAUAAUCAGCUUUUGUUGCCAAACAUAAGAUAAAUAGGCUGCUCAGCUCAGGAAGGAUGUACUGCGUAACCUUUCUUGUCAGCACCAGUGAGGUCUAUGCUUAAUCCUGAAAACUGAUCGGACCAAUACUCACUGGGCUAAAUUCUCCAGGCGUGACUCGUAAUCUUUUGUUGACUUCAGUGCAUCUUCUCAGACAUGGAAAGCAUAUGUAGUCCUACAGAAAGUCAUAGUCCUAAGAGCUAGUUUCGUAUACAUCCAUUAAGAUGUCACAGGAUUGCUCCCACUAAUUUAGCAUUUUUCUGCCCAAAAUUUUUAUCCUUCAUAAAACUGACCUAAGAUUUGAUUUCAUUCCACUGGACAGAUUUUACCUGUGUUAAGGGCUCUGUGAUUAAAUGGUCUCUCCUUUUUGCUGGGAGGCUUCAAAAUUCAGAAGGCUGCUUCCCAUUGAACAAGACAUCUUUUUUGGGACUCUUUUUGUCCAGAGAGAGGUAAAUAGUAGCAUGUUUGUCUUCAGUAAUUAAGUAGUGAGCCACAACAGCUGGUGUAUAUGUAUAUGAAACAUGGCAAUUUACACCCUAAUUUACAGCCUUGCUACAUCACUUUUCUAUUACCAGAACAGUGUAAAACAUUUGGGGAGUAAGUGACAGCUAUGACCCACUGUCAUUGCAGCAGUGAUAUUUGGAGUUAAUUGAUUCAAGGUUUCUGACUACUUUACCCAGAAGCUCUCUAGCCAUACCUUUUCUGUAAUUCUGUGGGUAAAAUAAAGUUGCUUCUUUGUAACAUCUGACUAUAUAACCCCAAAUGCAGAGUAUACAUCAAGCUUUUCUUUAGACAUUUUUUAAAAACCAUGCUAUUGCAUCGUAUGUGCAGGAGAAUGGAUUGGAACCCACAUAGUCUGGCAUGAGCCUAGCAUUUCAGCAAGCAGAUUGGGCACCCUCAAAAUACAGCCAGCUGAACAGCAAGAAAACUCAUUGCUGAUGAUUAGAGAGGCAAAAUUGAUAUUCACAGACUUUACAGAAAAGCUAGAAAGCUUUAUCAGUUUUGUGUCUCGUGUAUGCUUUGACACGGGACACACUGCUGUAGCUAUGCACCCAGACAGAGUGUGUUUAGAUGCUGGCCCCUUGCCAUGCCUAGCAAUUCGAUUACAGUCUCUAUUUUUUAUGGCAUUUUUCUGCUUUGGAGGUGGAUAUUCAGGGUCCCUGCACCCUUGUUUAGAUUCCUUCUCUUAGGCUCUUUCCUUAUUUCUGUGCAUUUGAAAGCCCGUUAAUCUUUUCUGCACUAGAAUGAAACAGAGUGUAUCUGUGUGUCUGGAGUCGAGGGCACAGUUCUCCUACCUUUGCAAGACAAAGAAAAAGGAGGAACCUGUUUCUCAUAUGUUCUUUGGUUUAUUUGUUGGUAUUUGCUUUUGUUUACAUUCUUGGUUGGCUGCAGUCUUCAACAAAGGAUCGGGAAUAGGAGAAAAGAGGCAUGAGGAAGCACGUUCCUAAGCCUAGAUGAAGCAUCAUGCAAUGUACUCUAUGUACCAAACAAUUGCAGAGAGGUUCAUACAGCAGCAGUGGAAUUGCCCUAAUGUGUUCCUCUUUCUAUACAUUUCCCCUUCUUGCUCCUCCUUCCCUGUUGUGGCCUCUUACACAAUUUUAGUGGUUCCCCACAGUCCUUUCUCGUUGUUAUGAUGGUUAGAUGGAAGCUCUUGUGGCUGUCCAGACUGAACUUAAUCUCCAAACCAGUGAGUAUCCCAAGGUCUUUAUUGCGUUUUCCCAAGUGAUAUCUUAAUGAGUAGCAAGCCCCGGCAGACGUUUUAUUUUGUUAAAACGGAUCAAUUGACAUGGGGAGGUAUGGGCUGAUUGGGAUUCAGUAACCGACUUGCCUUUGUUACUAGUGAGCUUUAUUUUGUUUGUCUUGUGUGUUUUCAUAUUUAGGUACGUAAGAGCUUAUAUGCCUGUCAUUAAAAUUCCUGCUUUUCCCACCAUAGUCCUAGAAGGGCUAUGAAAAAAAAAAUCCUUUAUAUAUAUUGCUUGUGUAUUUGAAGGGUGAGGGAAGGAGCUGUCCACGCACGUGUGUCUCUACGUGAGAGGGAGAAAACUGAAGUUAGUGUCGAUCUGUCCAUUUGUUCUAGGGUGGCCACAGAGAGCUGCCACGUUGAAGAGUUGAUUGCACUACAGAACCUUAGCUUGGGCACUGUUAAAAUAAGGACUGUAUAUUGGGAACAGGGAAGCUUUUUAGGUUUUUUAUCCACACUUACACAUGCCCUUUGCAAGGCGUACCCUUGCAAAGUUUGCAUCUGACAAGUUUGUGUAAAACCACUACUGACCUUUUUGCUGUAUCCAUUUAGUUCUCUCUUCUUUCUGCAGCCCCCAGACAAUGACUUGUCUCCUUUCCAUUUCCAGUUGUUCAGCUUAUUAUGUUUUCAAUAAAUGUCCUGUCUACUAACAAGAUCAUCUACAUUGAGCAGGAGGAGGAGAGAAAAUAAGGCAUGUGAAAGUGUGGCUGGGAGACUGCAAAUCCCCCUUUGUUUUUGGGGCAUUCGUGUACUUUUACUGAGAGCUGAUUUCUUGGGGAUUGGGUGGGGUGGGGAGGGAGUUUGUGCUUUUUUGGUCUGGAUAAGGCUUUUUAUUUUUGCACUAAGUAUGACUGCACUGCACUGCAUUGCACUACUGAAAUGUAUUUACAUGUGGUGGGAUUGGAAGGGGCCAAUUAAGCAGGAAGGGAGAAGAGAAAGGGAUGGGCACAGAAAACAGGAUGUAUCUUAAACUUGACCAGGUUGGAAGAGAACUGAGGUUACCUUUACUUUAAGCAACUAGUCAGACACUGAGAUAGCUGUAUUGGAUAGCUUCUGUAAAAUAAUAAUAAUAAUAAUAAAGUAACAAAAGCACUAUCAUGGAAACAGAAGAGGCAUCACAGGUUUCAGGGUGCUACAGAUCUUUUCCCCCGUUUUCCUAGAGAGUGCUCUUUGCGGCUGUGAGAGCGUUAAGAGAACUGCUUAGCACAAAACCAGAGUCAGGCUUCAACAUGAAGACACCAGUUCCUAGUUCAAAAUCUGCUCAAAACCUGCCUUGUCAGAUCGGAUCUCCUCAGAGAUGUUUGACUGUAAUCAGUAUCCCUUGGGUGUAAGCAUGAUCUCUCAGCUCAAGAAGUGAAGCCACAAAGCAGGCUUACCAAAGGGGAAGGUCACUGAAAAUAAAUAAAUAAAUAAAUAAAGCACUUCUUUCAAAGGCUGUAAUGGGGAUGGUGCAAUAAACAGUCAUUCUGAACACUCGAUUGAAGAUGUUCCAUUCAAGCCUUUGGGGGCAGAGGGAGCAGGAGGGAUGUGGACAAGGAAGGGCGAUGUGGAAUUCAGUACAGUAAGGAAUAUUCCUGCUUGGGCUAAGAUGCUCUCCGGCAUUUUUAGAUCUUCAGUCUGAUUUCUCUCCUCAAACAGAUAGUCAAGCAUUACCAAGGCUUUUGGCUGGAACCAAACAGAAUCCUAAGCUGGAAAGUAUUUUACAGUCAUGAUGCAUGUUGGCCUAUACCUUGAUCAUUGACUUCGUAACAAGCAUAAUAUGAGGAAAAAAACAAAACAAAACAACAACACUAAUUUGCAGCAAGGUCCAUCUCUGCUGUAGCUCUUUGUGGUCUACAAACUAUCAAAAUUUUGCAUUGAAUCUCUUCAGUAAGACUAUGGUUACAACUUCUGCCAGAAGGCAGAUUAGAAUCAUGAAAAAUGCUCUGUGUAGCAGCCAGGAGAAGAGUGUAACACAGGAGAGCAUCUGCUUUGGUUCUGCAGUAUAGGGACCACCUGUCUGAUGUGCACGGAGGUUUCAUGAGCAAAAGAGGGGAGACAGGCAUCCAAUUCCUAAGGAAAGCCUACAGUAAUCGGGUAUUCACAGGCCUAUUCACACCCUGAAUUUCUCCUUAGGCCUGAAGCUAAGACCUUUUGGCUCCAUUAGUACCAAGGAAUGGGCAGCGGUACAGACCUUACACAGAGCUGGUUUUGUUGGUUGGUCUGUUGGACUGCCUCGUUUGAGGAAAGUAUCAACAACUAGAGGAGAAGUAAUAUAUCAGAUGCGGGUCCUGGGUGAGAAGGAGCAAGUCUGUCUGGAACCAAAAGAGACUUUGGAGAUAAGGAUAUGCUUGUCUGGGAAACUGAGAUUUCCACUCUUAGUUGGAUUUCAUCCAUCGUGGCUUGGAAGUACUGGAAGAGAAGAACUGGAGAUGUCCCCCUGAGGUAGUGUUAGGUGAACUACUGAAUGACUCUUCCCGUGAGAGCAGGCAGGGCUGUCUCUUUCUCAGCCAUCUGCAGGACUCCUGUAAGAUGAAUACCACUGGAAGACCAUCUUCCAGUAACGAGGCAGCGGAUGCCCGACAAAAGCACAGUUCGUUUGAGAGCCAGCAUAACACAGUGGCAGGAGAGCACAUUUAGUUUAAGUGGCAUUUGCUUCUGUAAGAGUAGUGACGGCUACGAAGUCAUGAUAAGGGAGGAAAUCAAGUCUGUCUACUGAAGUUAAUUUGGGUUAUGAGCCAAUAGUCCCCAUUUUUGUUUAGGUGAGUUUUGUUUUGUUUUGUCGUUUAAGGCAGCUGCAUAUAUUGCUACUGUCCGAGUAGAUUUGCGUUGUCAAAGAGGAGUAGUGGACUGCUCCAGAAAAAAAAGUGAAGCUGAGGGUUUACUGAGCCUGCUGUGUCCAGAGUGCCUUUCCUGCUGUGGUGAAAUAAAGAACUUCUGUAGUUUGAGCUGUUCUGGCUGACUGAUUGCUGCAUAUUCCUCCCUUGUGGUGUGACCCGCUGUCAGCCGUGUUUGGACAAGGAGAGGAACACUGCAUGCUUGCAAUGCUGUGAUAAGAUGCCAUUUGCACUAGUUUUGUUUUUUUUUAAAAAAAAGUACUGCAACCUGGAGAAGAGGGCUUUGAGCCAUGCUCCCAAAUGGGGUUUGAAUUCUGCCUGUUUAAACCUGAUUCCAGCUGACUGAGUUUCAACACAAGCGGUCUAGUCCAUGUAGAGAAGAACCAAACCAUUUCAGAAAGCCACAUUCCAGCCUUUGUUCCCGCUCGGUUACAGUGCUCAACCAGAUCAGUUCCUGGACGUAAGUGCGAUUGUAGAGUUUUAAAUGGCUCUUAAAUAGGUUGUUCCUUUUUACAUGGUCAGUUUGAAACUAGUUUGACUGGAACUGCAUUUAAAUAUAGCACAAACUCAAUUUUUUCAGCAUGGUACUAAAGCCCCGUGUAGACAGUGCUUGACUGAGAAACCAAGGAUAACUUGAGGUUUAUUUUAAGAAGCCAAAACAUAUGUUGCUGAUUAGAGAUGCCGCAUAACUUAAUGCCCUAUUUUUUUUCUCCAGAUGGAGAAACACUAACUUCCAUAAUUCUCCUCCAUUUGUCAUCCUGCUUCGUUGUUGCACCUUUUCUCUUGAAUGAAAAUCACUUUGGCCAGUGGGCUAGAUCCAAACCAGAACUUCCCUUUACUGUUUGAUCAUCUUCUUCUGUAUGUUCCUUUCCUAGACGUUGACAAGCACUACUGAGGAUCAGCUUGAGUAUUUGCUGGGAUUGUGUGGCGUAGUUAUAGUUCAAUAAGAUGCUAGUGAUGUUUUCAACUCUACCGUAACUGUAUAGCAUACCCUUGAAGAGAAUGUUGUUUCAGAAGUUCCAGUGGAAAAAAAAGAAAAAAAAAAAAAAGGAGAUGCCAGGAACCGUGAUGGAGCUUCAGUCGCAGUGCUAUGGCUGUGUCUGUAGGGAACACAUUUCUGGUGGCUGGUGAUGCUGACAUUUACAAAGGCAAUUCUGUAGCAAUAGAGAAUGUAUGCUUUCUCAUCCCUGCUGAACUUAGAGAAUUUAUGCUAGCAGAAUGAUCCCAGACUACCCUGUUAGAGUUCAUCACGGUUUCCCUGAUGGAGAAGGCUAAGCAAUCUGUCACAUCACCUUAGGCAGUCUGAAUUUGCUUCUAGACUACUUCCAAAUGGCCUGCCAGCCAGGCGCCCUCCCUGGUUGAUCCCAAUUUCACACUGGCUGGUGGUUUGCCAAAUCAACCAAGGUGACCAAGACAUAGCCUUGGCCCCAGCUAGGAGCCUUUUACCUUUCCUUUUCCUUUUGGUUUUCCAUCAAACCAGGAGUGCAAUUAGUGGUGAGUAGGUGGCCGUUCAGCUGUUGCUCCAGGUGACAAGAAUGGCAAAGCCGCAUGGCAAAUUGAGCUACUGUUGUCCCUCAGGACACCCGUAAAGGCAAGAGGCUGGGCUCUGGUUGCUGGUGUAGUUCCAGGCCUACAGCUUCUGCUGCUUGCCCCCCAAAACUUGUUUUGAUCAACCAUGCUGUUGCCCUCGAAUAUGCUUUGUGUGUGAAAAACUGAUUGCAGUUGUUCUGUUGUCUGUUUUCUCUCUUCUGCAUCAUGGAUGUGGCACCAACUUACUCUCACAAUGAGCUUGGGUGUUGUUUUGCUGUUAUUAUUAACAUGUAAUUCUACUGUAGACCAAAAAAUAUGAAAAGGAAAAAAAUCAGUUUCAAGACGUAAAAGACCAGUGAGUGAAAGGUGAAAAAUUUAGGAAGCAAAGGUGUAAGAGAAGCAGUGGUUAACUGUGUUAAGUUAGAAAUCUCAGAAUAGCCUUACCUAUUUCUUAACCAAUGCUUACCAAUCAUCCGGUAGUGGGGUUAGAUAGCUUUCUUGGCUCAUUCGUACUUGUAUCCUAAUAUAUAUAUAUAUUUUAUUUUUGUUUCUUUGGUAUUGCUGUUGCACAUCAUGUUGUCUUUUAUAAUGCCUGAUUUUAUUGUAUUGUACUUUAUCAAUCUGUUUUGUUUUUGUUUUCCUUUUGAAGGAUGGGAUAAAUAAUGUUUCCUUUUUGUUUUGAAUUUUUGAAAAAAAAAUGCACUGGAAGUAAACACAAACACAUUUUGUCAUUUAAAAAAAAAUAAAUAAUGGAAAACACACAGCUACGCAGUGGAAAAGGCUAAGAAAAAGCUCCUCUCUUCUUCCCUAUUGUGGAAGCAUCUUCUAUCAGAUAUGCUAGAAAGAAAACAAUCAAUCUCAAACAAAGGAAGAGAGAAGCCUCUUUGAUCCCAGCUCUGCUACCUGGUGUAUUUAAGCACAGUGUUUUGCAGGGCUGGGCUCCUAAAUGGCCAACAGUCAUAAAAUCCAGAACCACAUGGGGCAAAAUUCAUCCCUGGUGCAAGCAGAUGUAAUUGCAGUGAAGUCAAAAGAGGUACACAAAGGAUGGAUUUAGCCACAUGCAUGCAAGAUACAGCUGCCUUCCCUGUAGUACCUAAGUCCCCACUGCUAGAUUUUAUUGAUGUGGAAACGGCUGGUCUUUUGGCUGUGUUAAUCGCAUAAUACCCAUUGAACGGUGUUCGAGGUAGGCAAAACACUUCCCCACUGAAUAAAUCAGUUCUGGAUGCACCUUUGCAUGACGCCUUUUGCCUACCAGCUUUCAGCUGUUACCCACUCCCAGCCGCGAACUGAUCCGAUCUAACUCUGGUUGAAGAGCCUGCCUUUGCCAGAAAAUGGACUUGACUAUUAAGCGUAGUAAAACUUCUGCGUAUUUAACUACUAUAACCCAGAAAUGGCCCUUGCACUUUUAAGGCAUAUGGAAACAUCCUCUCUGUCUUUCAAAAUGGCUACGGUUCUUUUGCGAGUAAAACGCCACAGACACACAAACACACACAAAAAAUAAAUAAAUUAAUUAAAAAAAAAAAAAAAUCUGGAGGCUCUUUGCCCCAAAUCCUUCCCGUCUCUUUCUGUGCUCGGCAGUGUCCUGCCCCCCUAGUGCCUGCUCACCUGAGUACAGCGGGACAGAUGCGCGUGUUGAGACGAAUGCAAAGAGCACGCCUUUUAAAAGGCAGAUGAUUUUCCUGUUAUGCCAGCAUCUUCGAAUUCCCAUAUCAGCUGAUGGUUUUUCCUAGCCUGACGGCUUUCAAUCAGUUGUUGAAACAUUGGCUUUCGCUGUUUUGUUUUCUAAGGAGGGAAUGUGGGGUGGGGAGAAUAAUGUGGUGUUGUUUGUAACUUCACAGUCCUGAUAGUUGGUUUGUAUCUUCCAUAUUUUAUGCAAAAACAGACAUUAUAAGUCAAUAAAUAAUUGUGCCCUAGGUUGAAAGUUAAGUGUUCAGGAAAGGAAAAAAAUGGUUGGCAUUUUUCUACAUUUUUGUGAAGACUCUUUUGGAAAGGAAGGGUACAUAUUUUUGUUGUGUAGUAUUUUCUAUUUUUGAAUGCAUUUUCUUGGUACAAGACUGUUUUGUGGAAUUUUUUUUCUUUUUGGUGAACACAUUAUUUAAAAAAAAAAAAAAAAAAAGAAAAGAAAGAAAAAACUAAUUGAAAAGUUUGCCCUUAAGGAUAUGCUGCAGUUUUGAGGUUUAAAAUAAAAAAUAAAAAAACCAUUCAAGGCGCGUGUUAAAAGUUGGGGGAUUGUAUUGUUGGGAGUUUUUUUGUAAUUGUUACAAGAAGAAGUUUGUAGCCACUGCUGUUUAUUUUGUUUCAGAUGAGUAAGUAAAGGGAUUGUUCUUGUGUUAUUCUUUUUUUUUAAAAAAAAAAGUUAUUUAUGAAAUGUCACAAACACUGGACUGUGAGUUUGUGUGGAAGCAUUUUACCACCCUGUGUCUUCAUAGAGCUGUUGGUGAUCCUACUUCUCAUUACUCUAUCUCACGAUUUCCUGAGCAAAUCUGGGGGGAAAAGUGGGAGGGGGAGAAGUAAAAGAGAAACUGAAUGCAUUUUUGAGGCAGAAACUUGGGGGAAAAACACAAAACGGUGUUUUGGAAUCCCAAACCCGCUCUGUCAGCUCUACUUCUCCCAUCUACCACAGGAACACAAAGGGCUUGCACCCACUGGUGGAGAAGGAAAACCUGUGGUACGUAGACGUGGCAGCGUGCAAGGGGACAAGUGGCUGAGAGCCGCGAUGCUCAUAAGGACCUCUGUAAAUGACAUCCCAGCUUCUCAGCCAAAUGCUCCCCUGGCAUGCCCAUCAUAUCAGGCCAGAGGCUUUUGGGACAGCCUCACCAACCCAACCAAAACCCUGAGGGUGGUUCUGCCUUUUCACGUGCCAAGCGAGCUCUUCUGGCACCCCACCAGUGGGCGCGAACAGCGGGGAGCACUGCUCAGUGCGAUCGCCGGCUGUUGAUCUGGGGAGAAGUAGAGACUGGAGGUGACCAAAGAGGUGUGUGGUGCUCUCAGUUUCGAGGAACAAGCUUAGGAACGAUUGGAGAAGCAAUGCUUCAGGCAUUCGUGGGACCAGAGAAAAGGGAAAGGGGAAGACACCAACAGCCAUAACAAAAACUGGAGAUAUGUAACUGGGCGACAUACUAGACCAACCAGACUCUUUUCCUUCCUGGACAAUAAUGCAGCCAAAUCUUGAGACUGUCAAGCAGACAGAAAGCUGAAUGUGGCCUUCAUUUCUCCUGCCUUUCCUUUUUAUUCUCCCUCUUCCUGAGAUUUCUUCUCAGUGAGCAUCCGCUCUGCUGAGCACUUCUUUUGCCCUCCACCUAAACUGCCCUUGCUUUCGAAAUGUGGGUUCAGUCAGGACUGAGUAAAAUCAUGUGCCUUCUUUUUCCCCUUUUGUAAGUAUACCGACCUCCUCCCCUUCCCCAACUUAGACGUGCGAGAGAGGCAGGAGGAGGCUGCUUAGGAGUGCUACUUGUCUACAGGCGUCCGGCAAAACACUGAGGUGGUGGCGAGGGGAAGGGGAGUGGAGAGAGCUGUCAGCUCCUUCCCCUUCCCACACGUAGCAGGUCUUCCCAAGGAGACACCCUCCGCCACCACCUCCUCAGAGGGCCCUCUCUCCUACCAUCAGUCCCAGUGGGCAUGGGAUGGCUUUCCUCUCCGAUUCCUAUCCCGGCUGAGCGAAGCACUCUGCUGGAAUUCAUGUCAUUUGCAAGCAGUUUGUGGCCUUAUCGAGAUGACUUUUCAACCACUAAAAGAAAAAAAAAAAAAAAAGGCAACUCAAUUCCUGCCCAAGGUUUGUGUCACUUCUAAAAACCCAGUCCCUACCAGUUCAGACUCCUUAAAUCUCAGUCCAUUCUAAGGAUGGUGGCUAAACUGACCAGCCGAGCACUUAAAUGCUAGACCGUCUGGUCUCGUGCUUUCUUUGCUAUAAUCCCUACUGUCUGCUUGCUUUUCUUACUUUCUCUGUAUUCUCUGCUUUACGAGGCAGCCCUAGAGUUUGGUAAAAGGUGAGAGGAGCCAGUGGGAUCCUGGCUCAGGGAAAGUAGUUGACGGCUCAUUUUCAGUGUCUUAGCAGGAGAAGGAUAUGCCAGCUGCCACAGCAAAUGCAUAUUACGAUGGGCUGACUGUGGUAUUUUUAGGGCCAAUAAACCCCACCCAAUUACCGGAACAUGGCUUAUUCCCGGGUCAAAACCAUGGAGAGAAAAUAGCGCUUUGGCAUACUGGAGAAGCAGCCUGCAGUGCACAGGACAUAAGAUCUGUGCACGCCUGGGUGGUGGGAACAAAAAGUCCCCUUGGCACUUCCAUAAGGAGAUAAUAAAUGAAAAUGCUGUGGAUGGGGACUGGAAAUCUAUUCUGUAGGUUAGGUUCUAGAGACAGGGAGGAGCAGCUGGGGAACGAUGGGUUUAUUUCCACUCCCCAUUAAUGGUGCGCACUUAAUGGUGCAGAGGAAGGGCGCAUUCCUAGCAACCUUUGGUGCUGAUGGUGGACUUAAGACAUUUGUCCAAGGCCUAAUUUUGACACUAUAUACACUACAUCGCAUGCAAUAUUUCCGAAAAUAAAAAAAAUAAAUAGGAGAGAGAGGGAGGAGAGCAGUGCAGGCAGUUGGGAUUGUUAGGGUUGGAUUAUUUUGCAUCUUUUGUAAAACUGUAAAUUCAACAGUGCCUUAUUCCUAAUAGAUGCUGGCACUUGGGGGACACACACACGAAAGUACCGAUGAAAGCCAGAACUAGGGAGAGUCAGACGCAUACAACAGAGGUCAGUAAUCAUUGUCAUGGGAGCUGUACUGGGAAUGACACAGCUACGUCAGAACUGAAAACCGCUCAAAUAUUCAAGCUCUAAAGCAAUUUCCCUUCCACCACCUCCUGCCUUCCCUCCUUGCCAAUGGUGCUGCCCAAGAAUAGCUGCCUACACUGAGGCCUGUCACUGCCCCAUUUGCUUUUGGCGUUGUUGAGUCCAAGGAGUUUAGCAUAGUCAAGCUUUCCACCGCUACAGUGUUUUCCACGGGGUAUGUGAAUGCCAGUUGUUUUGCUUUAAAUGCACUUUAAAAAAAAAAAAAAAAAAAUCAAAUCAAAGCUCCAGACUGUUUCAAAUACAUAGGGGAAGCUAGUGCAUAUGUGUUUGAACCCAGUUCACUUUAUCUCCAGUUAAAAUGUACUCCAUGCAGUGUGUAUGUAUAGAACAAUGUGUAUGCAUACGAACACACACGUCAACCUUAAAUAUCAGCAGACUAACCUUUCUCCUUAAGCUCAUGAAACCAGAUGCUACACAAACACAGCAGCAGCAGAGGAAUUAACGGUUGGGCUCUUGAAACAGAUCACAAAAAAUAAAAGCAACUACUUGGUCCUUUCUGUAUGUUCAAUAAUUACAGAAGGAAUUGGGUUGUAACCGGAAUAAAAAGGAACGGUGCUAACUGAGUGAAUGGGCAAAACCAACAAAAACAAAAACAAAAACUCAGCCCAAUAACGCGGUUUGACUUUUACACUAAUUCUCACAUUGGGUUGUUUUGUUAUGGUUUUUUGUUUUGUUUGAUAUGGAAAAAAAAUAUAAAUUGCAUCUAAACUGAUCCACCCGCAAAAGAAAAAAAAAGCAAACGAAAUGAAAUGCGUCCUGCCCUGAGGAAGCUCUUGUUUAUGGAGGAUGUCAGAAGUCUCAAAACUCUCGGCCUUGCUCUCACGUACCACAUGCUCAAUCAGUCCUUUUUUUAAAAUGUCUGAAACUGAGAAAAAAAAAAAAGAAAAAAAAAGAAAAAAAAAAAAAAAAGAAAAACUUUUUGAAGCACCUUACGUGGCUUCCCAUUCCAGGAGUGGGAGCCACCUUUUUUUCUUUGAGCACCUUACUGAUGUGUUAAUGCUAUCUGCUGUCUUUUUGUUGCCCGUUGGCUGAGCGGCUGGCUGUCAGCACCUACACGCAAGCGUGCGGGGGCGAGGGCACCUUCCCAUUCCCGUGGCAUCGGCUGGGACCCAGGAGGAAAUUUCUUGGUUUCACAGAAAGGGAAGAGGGGAAAAAAAAAAAAAAAAAAAAAAAAAAAAAACACACACUCAUGUGUGUGU